UAGUACAUGUUAAACUCUGGACUCUUGAGGGACAAAGAAACUCUUCCAUUCAACACACUAUGAAGUCAGGGCUCAUUACUGCUGCAACCUUGCUUGCACUCUUCGCUUUCUUCAACCCGCAAACCCUCUUUUCUCCGCCUCAUCUUCCUCUAUCCAAGGAUCACCUCCACGCAGCUCAGAUCCUCCAUGUCACCGGAGCCCUCGGCCCGGAGAGUCUCGUCUUCGACGCUCAAGGCGGAGGGCCCUACACCGGCGUCGCCGACGGCCGGAUUCUCAAGUGGGAGGGGGAGGACCGAGGUUGGACUCAAUUUGCUGUCACCACUUCCAAUAGGUCGGAUUGUGUACGUCCAUUUGCACCAGAAUUGGAGCACAUUUGUGGGAGGCCUCUAGGACUAAAAUUUGAUAAGAAAAGUGGAGAUCUGUACAUUGCUGAUGCCUACCUAGGCCUAAAAGUAGUGGGACCUACAGGGGGUUUGGCCACUGAAGUAGUAACAGAAGCUGAAGGUCAACCCUUGCACUUCACCAAUGACAUGGACAUCAGUGAAGAUGAAGAUGUCAUUUACUUCACUGAUUCAAGCACAAUGUUCCAGAGAAGGCAAUUCAUGCUUGUACUCUUAAGUGGAGACAAGAGCGGCCGGUUAAUGAAAUAUAACAAGUCAACAAAAGAAGUAACGGUCUUAUUGCGGGGCCUUGCUUUUCCCAAUGGCGUUGCUUUAAGCAAAGAUGGUUCAUUUCUUCUGGUAGCAGAAACCACUACUUUCAGGAUCUUGCAGCUUUGGCUUCAUGGACCCAAGGCUGGUCAAGUGAACACUUUCGCAGUUGUGCCUGGUUUUCCAGACAAUGUUAGAAGAAAUUCAGAAGGGCAUUUCUGGGUAGCUCUGCAUGCAAAGGGAAGUCCUUUUGCAAAGUGGAUUUCUUCCAAUCCUUGGGCGGGAAAGGCAAUGCUGAAGCUUGGAUUAAACGUCAAGCAGUUGCACUCAUCAAUUGCAGGGGGGAAGCCUCAUGCUGCUGCUGUUAAGCUAAGUGAUAAAGGAGAAAUAUUAGAAGUGUUGGAAGAUAUUGAAGGGAAGACAUUGAAGUUCAUCAGCGAAGUGGAAGAGAGAGAUGGGAAGCUUUGGAUUGCAUCAGUGUUGAUGCCUUUCAUCGGCAUUUAUGGUUUAUGAGUGUGUAUGGUGGAUAAGAUGGUAUUUGGUUUUGGUCACCUUUUCCAAAUAAGAUGUAGUUGUUUAAGCAGAUUAUGUAGAAUUAAGAAUUCUGAAUUUCUUCGAGGGGUUCUCGAGGCUAGUUUUUACUUGGUGAUCAUUAUAAUAAAACAACACGUUCUACUUGCUUGGUGUUUGGUUGGAGGGGAGGGAGACAUUUUUAUAAACUAUUUUUUGUUUGGUUUA
Molecule: messenger RNA, 1388 nt
Organism: Cajanus cajan (pigeon pea)
Lineage: Eukaryota; Viridiplantae; Streptophyta; Magnoliopsida; Fabales; Fabaceae
Product: Calcium-dependent phosphotriesterase superfamily protein
Cellular component (GO): endomembrane system
Molecular function (GO): hydrolase activity
Source: RefSeq, a predicted model, not a curated record